Messenger RNA from Prunus avium (sweet cherry), 1495 nucleotides. RefSeq names its product SBP (S-ribonuclease binding protein) family protein (gene BRG3). Gene Ontology annotation, biological process: regulation of programmed cell death. The record is from RefSeq and is a predicted model, not a curated record. Gene Ontology annotation, molecular function: ubiquitin-protein transferase activity. NCBI's taxonomy places the organism in Eukaryota, Viridiplantae, Streptophyta, Magnoliopsida, Rosales, Rosaceae.
CACCAUACAGCCUUGCCACCUCUACUGCAUGCCCUUUUGUUCAUUUCCUCCUCACACUUGUUUUUUUUUCUCUCUCUCUCUCUCUCCCUCCUCCUUCCUAUCUUCCCCUCUCUUAAAAAGCACCAAAAACCAAUAAAACCAAGCCCAAACAAGAACCACUACCAAACUAUAACGCAUAUAUAAAAUAUACACAUAUCGACACUGCAAAUUUCAUAGGCAUCAACCGAGACAGAGAAAGAGAGAGCCCACAAAACGCUACACAGAAAGAAAAGCAGAACAGAAAAGAAAAACGCCUGCUCUGCUCUGCUCUGCUUUCCUUCCUUCCUUUUGCUCAUCAUCAAUCAAUCCAUGGCUGUUGAAGCUCGGCAUCUCAAUCUCUUCCCUUCCCAGCUCAUACCCAACAGGGAAAUGAUGAACCCAAUACAAGGAAACACAAAUCUCUACAGUGCCCAGAUUGGGUACGGGGUGCCAUUAUCAACUGGAGGGGUGGCUACGGAGGCUCUGCUGCCGACCUACAACUCAGGGAUCACGGAUUCGAUAAUGCCUCCGAAGACCUCAACCACCGCAGCCAUGAAAUCCGAUAGCGGCCUCACCUACAACGUUCCGAUUAGUCUACCAAGAAAGCGGUCCAGAGACUCCAUUAACAACAACAUAAGCCCUCCCUUCUCAUACCCAACUGCUCCGGCUAAUUACAAGAACUCAUGCGGGCCUUUCUCUUUUCUCGGCGAGGACAUUUCUCUGCGCAUACAGCAAGAGCAAUUCGACAUCGACCGUCUCAUUUCUCAACAUAUGGAGAAGGUGAGAUUGGAGGUCGAAGAGAAGAGGAAGAGGCAAGCGAGGAGAAUAAUGGAGGCCAUAGAGGUUGGGAUGGCGAAGAGGCUCAGAGCCAAAGAGGAAGAGAUUGAGAAAAUCGGGAAACUGAAUUGGGCUUUGGAAGAGAAGGUCAAGUCUCUGUGCCUCGAGAAUCAAAUAUGGCGCGACCUGGCUCAGACCAACGAGGCCACCGCCAAUGCUCUCCGCACCAACUUAGAACAGGUCCUGGCUCAUCAUCAGGUCAAGGAAGAACACCAAAACGACGCCGCUGCGCUCAUGGACGACGCGCAGUCGUGCUGCGGAAGCUGCGGCGGAGACGAGGAUCAAAACGACUGCGUCGUGGGUUUAGACGGGUGGCGCACGGUGAAGGGUACUACUAGUACUACUGAGGGUCACCGCGGGGAGGAAGGUACAAGCGGGCGAUGUGGGUCGAGUACAAGUAGGUGGUGCAGGAAUUGCGGGAAGGAAGAGGCCUGCGUUUUGGUUUUGCCGUGUAGGCACCUUUGCUUGUGUACGGUCUGCGGAUCAUCGCUCCACACUUGCCCCAUCUGUAAAUCCACCAAGAACGCUAGUGUGCAUGUGAACAUGGCUUAGAUCAAUUUUCACCAACAAAAAAAAAAAAAAGACAAGAAAAACAGGAAUUUUCAUGAAUAGAAAUUUGUUUCAUCCCAAUUUUGUCUAA